This is a messenger RNA of Ochotona curzoniae (black-lipped pika), 1706 nucleotides long. RefSeq names its product transmembrane protein 161A (gene TMEM161A). The record is from RefSeq and is a predicted model, not a curated record. Bases 18 to 1457 code for a protein of 479 amino acids. The transcript is spliced from 12 exons. Lineage: Eukaryota; Metazoa; Chordata; Mammalia; Lagomorpha; Ochotonidae.
GCGCUCCCGCCGGCGACAUGGCCGUCCUGGGAGUGCAGCUGCUCGUGACGCUGUUCACGGCCACGCUCAUGUACCGCCUGGCGCCCCACUGCUCCUUCGCGCGCUGGCUGCUCUGUAAUGGCAGUUUAUUCCGGUACAAGCAUCCAUCCGAGGAGGAGCUGCGGGCUCUGGCCGGGAAGGCAAGGCCCAAGGGCCGCAGGGAGCGGUGGGCCAGCAAUGGCCUCAGUGAGGAGAAGCCUCUGUCGGUGCCCCGGGACGCCCCGUUGCAGCUGGAGACCUGCCCGCUCACGGCCGUGGACGCCCUGGUCCUGCGCUUCUUCCUGGAGUACCAGUGGUUCGUGGACUUCGCCGUGUACUCGGGCGGCGUGUAUGUCUUCACCGAGGCCUACUACCACCUGCUGGGCCCCGGCAGGGAGACCAACCUGGCCGUGUGCUGGUGUCUGCUCACCGUGGCCUUCUCCAUCAAGAUGUUCCUGACCGUGACCCGCCUGUACUUCAGCGCCGAGGAGGGCGGCGAGCGCUCCGUCUGCCUCGCCUUCGCCUUCCUCUUCCUGAUCCUGGCCAUGCUGGUGCAGGUGGUGCGGGAGGAGACGCUGGAGCUGGGCCUGGAGCCGGGCCUGGCCAGUGUGACCCAGCGUCUGGAGCCGCUUCUGAAAGACCAAGGCUGGGACUGGGCGAUCCCCGUGGCCAAGCUGAGCGUCCGAGUGGGGCUGGCAGCGGCGGGCUCAGUGCUGGGCGCGUUCCUCACCUUCCCGGGCCUGCGGCUGGCCCAGACACACCGGGACGCGCUGACCCUGUCGGAGGACCGGCCCCUGCUGCAGUUCCUGCUGCACACCAGCUUCGUGUCUCCCCUGUUCGUUCUGUGGCUCUGGACCAAGCCCGUGGCACGGGACUUCCUGCAGCAGGCGCCUCUGGGCGGGACCUCGGUCUCCCUGCUGUCGGACGCGGCCUUCGACUCGGUGCGCCUGUGGGUGCUGGUGGCGCUGUGCCUGCUGCGUCUGGCCGUCACGAGGCCCCACCUGCAGGCCUACCUGUGCCUGGCCAAGGCCCGUGUGGAGCAACUGCGCAAGGAAGCGGGCCGCAUCGAGGCCCGGGAGAUCCAGCAGCGGGUGGUCCGCGUGUACUGCUAUGUGACCGUGGUCAGCCUGCAGUACCUGACCCCGCUCAUCCUCACGCUCAACUUCACACUGCUGCUCAAGUCGCUGGGUGGCUACUCCUGGGGCCUGGGCCCGGCUCCCCCACUCUCCCCCGCCACGCCUUCCCUCACUGACCCGGUCAGCCCCGGGGAGGACUCGGCUCAGGAGACGGCGGCCCGCAUCGCGGGGGUCCUGGGUGGCCUGCUCACGCCGCUCUUCCUGCGCGGGGUCCUGGCCUACCUCAUCUGGUGGACGGCUGCCUGCCAGCUGCUGGCCAGCCUGUUCGGCCUCUACUUCCACCAGCACCUGGCCGGCUCCUAGCCGCCUGCAGUGCUCCUGGACCUGCCCUUGUGUGCGUGCCUCAGGGUCCCCCGCAGGUCAGUGCCUGAGCCACUCCGCCCCGGAUCCUGGGGGCUGCAUGGAGGUCUGUCGGACUCAACCUCGGGCCCUGCAGCGUGUGGGGACAGCUUGGACUGGAGAGAUUUGGGGAGCAAUGGGGUGCUGAGCCCUAGCAAGUUCAUGUGGCACAUGUUUGGGCAGGAGGGAGGGGAGGCAGAGGGAGAGGGCCAG